Molecule: messenger RNA, 555 nt
Organism: Symbiodinium sp. CCMP2456
Lineage: Eukaryota; Dinophyceae; Suessiales; Symbiodiniaceae
Source: the annotation of a GenBank genome assembly
AUGACUCCCGCAUCCUGCGGCUUGAGCACGUGCCGUUCCAGUAGCGGGCGGGCUAGUGUCCCAAUGCGGUCAUGGUCUGAGCGGAAACGCUUGCCACCCUUGACCGAACGACCCGCUUCGCCAGAGGGCCAUAGAUCGCAGCCCCAGAGCGUGUUGUCAACGGGCGUCGUGGCGCGCAGACGUCAAGAGCCUCACCGCCUAGACCCGCUUCGACAUGCGCAGGGUGAUCGCCUGGCAUCCUUUGGCAAGCUCGACAAGGAGCCUUUCCGGAAGCCUUCCAUCCAGGUGCUUGGAAGAGAACAGCGCAGAGACGGCAAGGCACUUGCUGCCGAGCUAGCAGGCCCCCCGCCGGCCACCACUCAGGAGCCACCCGAGACUCGCUGCAAAGCACAGGCAGUCGCAUCCCUGCAAAGGUUCUUCUUCGAAGAGCUCAAAGGUUGCGGAGACGUGAAUGCCGCUGCCGCAUCGGCCUUGCGACGAUUGGCCGACGAGGGCUCCUCGGAUGUGCCUGCUGCGGCAUCACCCAGCGAGGCAACUUCAGCUGGGGACGAUUGA